AUGGUGCCGGGCUGGCCAGCAGUGAAUGACAAUUGGCCAUUGAGCUUGAAGGGAUUGUCUGUAGAGGCGGAAGAGGCAAUUGCGGCGAAGCCAGCAAGGAGUGUGAGGAUUGAGAACUGCAUUUUGUUCGUGAAAUUGGGAAUAUUGUAUGCAAAUGAAUGUAAAGGAAUGCGACGCGAUGGUAAGCAACGAAGUUGUGUAGAGAAAGGGUUACAUGGGCUUGAAAACGGGGCUGAAUCCAGACCUGAAGUCAUCGCAAUCUCCGCCCUGUUGCUAACCCUCUUGGUGCAAGCACCUACGGCACCAACGGGGAGACUUGUCAGGAGACUCACGAAGCGGGCGAACCGCACUGCGAACACGAAUCCCAAAUCCUCCUUAAAAUCGCCCUAUGGCCCGUCAAGGUUGGCUUGA
Messenger RNA from Bacidia gigantensis, 411 nucleotides. RefSeq lists its product as uncharacterized. The transcript has 2 exons. The coding region runs from base 1 to 411 and encodes 136 amino acids. The record is from RefSeq and is a predicted model, not a curated record. Lineage: Eukaryota; Fungi; Ascomycota; Lecanoromycetes; Lecanorales; Ramalinaceae.